AUGGCUUCAAUUGCUGCUGCUCAUAAUGGAAAACCGCAGUAUUCGGAAUCCUGGAGAGACUAUUUUUGUGAAACGUUGGUAAAAGACUUUAUUUCCACUUUAGACGGCGAUUUGGAUAAAUGGAAAAGUGACGAUUCAGCUUAUUUGAUUGAGUACGAAUGGUUUGAAGCCUAUAAAGACUUCUUAAAUGGACAAAGCCGUCAUCCUGGUCCGAUAGAACAGAGAAAAUUGCUGGACAAAAACCACCAGCUUUUGCCUGGGCUUGAGGAAUCAAUUGACUAUACAAUUAUAUCAUCUUCUGCCUGGCAGAAGCUAGCACAAUGGUUUGGAGUCCAUGGAUUACCGAUAGAGAGAGAAGUUAUACUCGUUGGACCAAAACACAAUUUGCAACCAUUUGUGAAUGUAUACCCCAUUAUUUUUUCUACGGCUUUUAUUUAUUCUAAUUCCAUAGAUGCAGAACUCUCAUUCCUUCCCUCAAUUCCCCACUAUGAAGGUCCUUAUAAAUUCCAUUUCUCAAAGAGCCAGACUCUUAAAGACCUGUUUGACUUUAUUCGUGUCAAUUUCAAUAUACCAGAAUCAAUAGAAUACCGCGUAUGGCAUAAUGAACGAUUAUUACCGUCUAGCCGAUUCAUACCAAUACCCCAUGCGAGAAGUCUUUGGGGAGCCAUUUUGUUGAAUGACUUUGCCGAUUGCAUGACAAUGUUUGAGAUGAAUUUGGAGAAAGGAUGUCUUGUUAUUGAAGCUCUAAAUGCUCAGCUUCAGGAAUGGCCGAUGGAUUCGCCUCAAGUAACUAAUACGAAGAAUAUGCUUGAGCGUGGAUACUGCGGGAUGAAUAACAUUGGAAAUACGUGCUAUAUGAAUUCUGCUCUUCAAUGCUUAUUUCAUACUCAGGAGCUAUCUGAAUACUUUCUUCAUGAUCGGUAUAAAGGGGAAAUCAAUUUCACGAAUCCUUUGGGAAUGAAAGGAAAAGUUGCCCUUGCUUAUGCUAAUCUCAUAAAGCAAGCAAAUAAAAAUGGUGUUUUUGGACACCCGAUCUCUCCUUAUACAUUGAAAUACAUUGUUAGUGAAUUUAAUUCAUCCUUUGCCGGCUAUAGCCAAAAUGAUUCACAAGAAUUUAUCGCAUUUUUCCUUGACGGUUUACAUGAAGACCUUAACAGAGUUAUUGAUAAGCCGUAUUUUGAAAGGCCAGACCUGUACACUGAAAACCAAAUACAGGUUCAAAAGGUGGCAGAUGAAUGUUGGGAGAUGUAUGCAAAAAGAAAUGAUUCGGUUGUUGUCGAGUUAUUUCAAGGAAUGUACAAAAGUACAUUGCAAUGUUCGACUUGCGGUUUGACGUCUGUGGUCUUUGAUCCUUUCAUGUACCUAACUUUGCCCCUCCCAACGCUAACAAAAUGGAGACAUACCGUUAAUUUUGUUCCUAUGUCAGAAAAUGAUUCCCCCGAAAAGUUCGUCAUCCAAAUUCCUUCCGAUUACACUGUGAACGAAGCUAAAUGCUAUGCUAUAUUGCGCUUGCAACAGCUUGGCUACGAUACCGAGGACGUAAAAGCAGUCGAUAUAUAUGAUGGGAAAGUUUAUAAAUGUUUAGGUGAACAUAGCAAAAUCUCAAAAACGAUUCGCUCCUACGAUCGCUUAUUCAUGUAUGAAACAACGAGAGAAAAGAUAAUUACGCCCGUUGUUCACUGUAAAAGUCUUCCUCAAAUACCCGGAUCACUUCAACGAUGUGAUCCUUUUGGAUAUCCACUACAACUUUCUUUUUCCGAAAACUAUGUUUCCAAAAAGGAGUUAUACAGCAGAGUGUACAAAUUAUAUUGCACAUAUACUGACACCUUUAUAACUCCCGAUAUGUUUCAAAUAUGUAUACAGACUCUUCCGUUUGGCGUGGACGUGUGGAACAGAUUGAAAGAUUUUGAAAACUAUGAUUAUACUCCAGUGGGCGAAGAAGGUGUCGUUUUGAACAAACAGACGAUUAUCAUGUGUGUAUGGAAAGAAGAAAGCCAGAAAAAGGCAUUUAUAAAAAACAAUUGGUUUUUUGACGGAAAGCAAUACCAUGUAGAUUCUAUCACAUUGGAAGAUUGCCUUGAAGAAUUUUCUCGGCCUGAACAACUUUCGUUGGAAGAUUCAUGGUAUUGUCCAUCGUGUAAGGAUUUUCGGGCGGCUACUAAACAAAUGGAGAUUUGGAAGUUACCAAGAAAUUUAAUUAUACAUUUGAAUCGUUUUAGUUGUACAGGCCGCAUACGAAAACUUCGGAAAAGGAGAGAUUAUGUCCGUUUUCCUACGGUGAACUUGGAUAUGAAACCACAUAUUAGUCCAUUAAGGGAGCUAAAGAAAAAAGAGGCUAAGAACAGAUCGCAUACAUACGAAUUGUAUGCGAUUGACAAUCAUCAUGGAUACAUGAUUAACAGCCACUAUACUUCGUAUGCUAAGGAUGCAUCGAGCAGCAGCUUUUUAAAUUACGAUGAUGCUUAUGUUGAAAAUGUUGGAGACGAUGCCAUCGUCACAGCUGCGGCAUAUGUGCUUUUUUUCCAAGAAAAAACAAAGGCAUAA
This is a messenger RNA of Schizosaccharomyces osmophilus, 2544 nucleotides long. RefSeq names its product ubiquitin C-terminal hydrolase Ubp1 (gene ubp1). Lineage: Eukaryota; Fungi; Ascomycota; Schizosaccharomycetes; Schizosaccharomycetales; Schizosaccharomycetaceae. The coding region runs from base 1 to 2544 and encodes 847 amino acids. The transcript has 3 exons. Gene Ontology annotation, biological process: protein deubiquitination. The record is from RefSeq and is a predicted model, not a curated record. Gene Ontology annotation, molecular function: cysteine-type deubiquitinase activity.